UGUCCCUUUCCAUAAUUCAAAAAUAAAAUGUACCUUUCCAUGAAUUAAAAAUUCCACAGCCCGCAUAAAUUGACUUUCGAUGAUAAUGCUAAAUUUCUAAUUGUUAAUCAGCAUCAAUAAUUUUAUUUUUUUUGAGAAAUUUAGCUUCAAUAAUUGAGAAGGCAUGGUUCUCUUCUAAUUUCUACAGCCAACCAACAUAUAUUAUUUUCUAAAUUUUCACGAUUACCAUCUCUUCCGACCUCAUUCCUCCUCCCGCCGCCGCCACCACCACCCACAACCAAAGAGGAAUGACGGCUUAUGGUGCUGUGAAUUCCCUGAGGAAUACAAUUGAUUACAUUCUCUAUUCUUCUCAUUUUAGUCUGGUUGAUCCCUCUCCACAUAUCAUACAAUCCGCCUACGAGGAGUUGCAGCCCUUACAAGAAAUUCUGGAAAGAUUAGACAGCACAAGAACUAGCAAGAGCAGGAAGAAGGUGAAUGCUUUGGAUGGAAAAAUCAAAGAGUUGAUAUGGGAAUUCCAAGACUUAUUGGAAUCCCUUGUCUACCAACAGAUUCUUUCACAAGUAAAAGAUGAAGGAAUAAUGAAAGAGAGAGUAUGGGAUUUGCAAGGCUUAUUGGAAUCCCUUCCCUCACAAGUAGAAGAUGAAGGAAUGAAAGAGGUAGCAUGGGGAUUCCGAUCCCUUCCCUCACACCCACAAAUUCCUCGUUUACACCACGCAACCACAACAAGGAGAAGAAGACUGGUGGUGCGUAAACCCAAAGGAAGAAACUUUAACACGCCAAAAAUCAUGAGUGAAUCUGAGGCUUCACAAUCCAGAAGCCUAGCAGAUGUUGGGGGUGAGAGAUUAUCCAUUGAUCUGCAUUCCCUACGACAUCAUGUUCCUUCCUUCAUUCACGCUCUCAAGUAUACCAAGAGGGAAUACAUUUAUGAAUUGCUCAAUAUGGCUGAAGACGACGAGGAUGAAUCUAUUUACUCAAGAAUUGGGACUAAGUCCAAGAUGAUUGGAUUAUCGGAUCAGUUCCAACAACUCAAAGAGAGUCUUAUGAAAAGAUAUGGCAGGAACCAUUUCUUCGCACUUGUUGGAACGGCAGGCAUUGGCAAGACUGCUCUUGCCGAGGCCGUUUUCGAAGAUCCAGAAAUCUUAAGCCAUUUUCAGCGUCGCGCAUGGGUCACAGUAGGCAGAAAAUCUCGAAUCAAUGAAUUCUUUCUAGACAUUCUAGAUCAAAUAUAUGGAAUCACACAAGGAGAUGACGAAAGAUUGCAGGGCGAGAAAUGCCUAAUUGUGCUCGAUGAUGUGUGGGAGAGACAGAUGGAUUCCGUGAUGGGUUAUUUUCAAUACAAAUUUGAUGCAUCAAUUCAUAUCUUGGUAACUACCCGAGACCGAAACACAACUUUCACUCUGGUUCAUUCUUGUUCUAUUAUAUUGGUUCGGUUUUUGAACCAAGAAGAAAGUAAGGAGCUACUAUGCGAGAAGGUGUUUGGUGAAAAUAUUUGCCCUUUUCAGCUUGACAAAGCCGCUACCAAAAUUGCAAAAAACUGUGAAGGUCUUCCUCUCGUGAUAGUCACAGUCGCUGACAUCCUAUCAAAAGCCCAGAAUACAGACCCAAAAUACUGGGACGAUGUUGCAGAGAUGCGAAAUUCAGUGUUCACGGAUGCGUAUAAUGAGAUAUCGAAGGUACUUUUCCCAAGUUACAACUACUUACCUCAAUAUCUUAAAAUGCCUUUUCUGUAUAUGGGAGUCUUCCCUCGAGAUUAUGACAUCCCCCUUUCCAAGAUCAUGAAUAUGUUGGCCACUGAGGGCUUGUUUCAUAACAAAUCUUUGGAGGAUUCUGUCUCGCAAUGUUUGGAGGAACUUUGCAUGUAUAGGAAUCUGGCUUUAUUCAGCCUAACGAGCAUUUAUAGGUAUUCGUCGAGGAUUGUUUCUCCCAAGUAUAAAACUUGUCGCCUUCAUUCUUCGUGGCAGCACGUGUGUAGAGGAGAGGCUCAGAAGAAUAAGUUUUAUCAUGUCUUAAAAAAGCUUGUUGAAGGCUUAGAGGAUGGUGUAAAAGGUCAGCGUUGCUUGUGUCUUGAAAAUAACCUUUUAUUUGGCAUCAAGGACUUUCGCAAGUUCGUGAGAUUGAACUGUGCAUCUUCUACACGUUCUCUUCUUUUUUUUGGUCCAUACCACCAAUAUCCAAUUCCAGUUGGUGACGAUUUCAAGUUGCUUCGGAAACUUGAUGCUCUUAAACUACGUUUGUACACUUUUCCAACAGAAAUUCUUACACUAGUCCUAUUAAAGUACCUUGCUCUAACUUGCAAUGGAGAACUCCCUACGACCAUAUCCAAACUUUUCAACCUUCAAGUCUUGAUUAUCCAUCCGCAUAGCAACAUUAGAAUUUGUAGAGCUCCAUCAUAUGUACCAAUACAGAUAUGGGAUAUGCAAGAGUUAGAGCAUAUUGAAAUAUUGGGGAAGAGCCUUGUAGCUCCGUGUCAUUUUGCUUCUUUGAAAAAGCUCUCAACUCUUGUAGGUGUGAAUGCCAGUAUUUGUACAAUUUUGGAACUCUCCCAAAAAGUUCCUUGCCUAAGGAAAUUAGGAGUUCAAAUCGAUCUGACGCCUUAUGAUGACCAUAAUGACCUUUUAAGUUGCUUUGGUUGUAUUUCAACACUUGAAAACUUGGAGACACUGAAAUGUAGUAUCAUAAAUCCUGUGGUUAAGUACAAUUAUGUGUUUCCUAGUUCAUUGUUGUUGCCACGCGGAUUGAAAAAGUUACAUUUGAGUGGCAUGGGUUUUUCUUGGGAAUACAUGGAUGUAAUUGGAUCUUUGCCAUUUCUUGAAGUGCUCAAAUUGCGAGCCUACGCCUUUUGGGGUUCAACGUGGGAAGCACGAAAGAGAAGUUUUUUGAGACUUAAGUUUCUUCUAAUAGAAGACAGUGAUUUGGUGCAAUGGAAAGCAAGAUCUGGAAGCUUCCCUAAUCUUAUUUGCGUAAACAUGAAACAUUGCUACAAACUAGAAGAGAUCCACUGGCCAUCUGAAAUUUCGUUCAAUGAGAUUGAAUUAGUGAACUGCAAUCCUCUAGCUUUGACUUCAGUCAAGCAAUUACAGCUGAGAACAUAUGCUUCCCUUGAAGUGACUGCAUUUUCUUCUUUUGACAAGAAACCCAUUACUAUCAAGUUUAUGAGGCGAUAUGAUGACUGAGGAUAUAUAAUAGAGUCGUAAAGGUGAGCCACCAUGUUCUUCAUUCAUCCACAUGUUUAUAACUUCAGUGGUUUUAUUAUUGGAUUGUCAUAUGAAUUUGAAAUUGUGAAUUACUUUGGAUUUUGUUGAGGUAUGGAAUGAAAACUGUGAUUGGUUGGGUUUGAUUGAAAAUCUUAAUUAGUAGUAUGUGAUUCGAGGACAUUAAUAUUUGUAUUAUGCAUAAUUUUUGCUUUGUUUUGGUACCGCAUGUCAUCAAUCAUCAUUAGAUUGGAAUUAGGUACCAAUAAUAAUAUUCAUAAUCACUUUGAAAUUUUCAUACGAUGAGAUCAUAUAUUAUAUAUAGUCGAGUUGAAAAUGUUUUACAGGAUUCGUGAGUUUGGGUGUUGGAUGCAUUGGUUUGUGAGAAAAUAUUAUGUUAGUUGUGAAUUGUGAUUGACUGUUGUUUUGCUAAAUCUUUUUGGUUGUUUUGUUAGUUAAAAACGAUUUUAGUCAACACAUUGAAAUAUUUGCAAAAUAGGGGAGAAAUAAUUGCAGUCAUGUGAGUCUAUGACUCAUAUCCGAAAAAUUGAUGCUCAUCAUUCCCACUACUUUAGCACGUUCAUAAUUACGAAUAGGCCCAUUUCAAUAAUUGUCACUCGUCUUUGUAAAGCAAGUUCCCACACUUUAACAAACGAAAAUGUCGAGUUUCAGUUGAAGUAAAAUCUGAUAUUGAGAGAGUGAAAAUGGCUUUGGAUGCCUUCAUUUCUCUCAAGCUCACAAUUGAGGACCUCAUAAAGAAUCCUUUUUCCAGCCUUUCGCUUGCACCCCCAACUCAACAAAUCUUAGAAUUCGCAUAUCAGCAGCUGCACUCCUCAGAAGAAAUCGCCAGAAAAUUGCUCUUGCGCACCACCACCACUUUGGAUCUCCAAAUCAAAGUGGCGGUUUCCAAAUUACUAGACACAAUCCGAUCAUUGAAGACGAAGCACGCGCCAUCUGGAAGCAGCGUGCGCUAUAUCGAAUUCUCCGCAGAGGAAGUGAAAGAUCUCAAGCAAGAUAUUCACUCAUUUGCAGAAUUAUUCAACACAAUGUACAUCGCCGCCGCCGAAGAAGAAGAAGAAGAUGGCGAUUCAUCGCAAAUCGGGCUUUCUGGGCGCAAAUCGAAGAUGAUUGGUCUGUCCGACCAUUAUAAAGAACUGAAAUACCAUCUCACGCGUCCAGCAUCGCCUAUGAUGAUUUUGGUCCUUGUUGGAAUGGCAGGCAUUGGUAAGACUACUCUUGCUGCACAAAUUUUUGAAGAUCCAGAUAUCGUGAAACAUUAUGAUCUUCGCGUGUGGGUGAAAAUUGGGGGAAAAUGUCAAUUAAAAGACAUCCCACGGCGCAUUCUAGCCAAGCUGAAUCCCGAUCUAAGCGAUCGAUUCCUCUCGAAAGGAGAAAAUCACGAAAUUGCUCGGUGCCUGAGAGAAAAUUUGAAGGGCAAGAGAUAUCUCAUUGUUUUGGAUGAUGUAUGGAACAAAUACAUGGCGUGUCACUUCUAUUGGUCGAGCAGAUACAAAAUAUUUGAAUCGGAGCCUUUUCCAUAUGAGAGAAAUGAAAGUCGAGUAUUGCUCACAACCAGGGUGCAUCAAGCGGAAGAACACAAUGGUCAUUUUCCGGAUUAUGUCUCGAGGCUGCGCUUCUUAAAUGAGGAGGAAAGUUGGGAGCUUCUGCGUGAGAACGUGUUCGCUGAAGAGCUCUGCACCUCUCAAUUUGAGAAAGCUGGAAAGAAGAUUGCCGAGAAUUGUGAAGGUCUUCCUCUUAUGAUUGUCAAGGUUGCAGAGCUCUUGUCUUCAAAGGAGAGGACGUUACAGUAUUGGAACGAAGUUGCAGCAGAAAAAAAUCACCAGCUUUUCAUGGAUGCUUAUGAUGGAAUAUCGAAGGUACUUUAUUCAAGCUAUGAGAAUUUGACAGAGUUGCUAAAAUUAUGUUUUCUGUAUAUGGGAGUUUUUCGUCAAAAUUAUGAGAUUCCUCGGGGUAAGCUGAUCAAUAUGUGGAGUAGUGAUGGAUUUCUUGAAGAAAAUGCGCAUGAAUUCCCAUCUCCUAGUGCAAUCGAAUGUUUAAAUGAGCUUGUUGCAAAUAAUUUGGUUAUGAUAUAUCAAAGCAACAUAUCUCCUAAUUCUGCAGUUGGUGAAGAGCAAAUAAAAACAUGUGGCCUUCAUUCUUCGUUUUGGUACUUGUGUAACAGAGAAGCUAGGGAGACGAAGUUCUGUUGCAUAUUGAAAAUUCUCAAUGAUAGUUUAGGAGGAGAUAUACAAGGGCAAAGUAGAUUGGCAUUCCACAACAAUGUUUUGUUUGGCAUCAAAGAUGUGUAUGAAUCAGUGGAGGUUCAUUGUGCAUCAACUGUGCGUUCUCUUCUUUGUUAUGGUCCCUAUCAUCGGUAUCAAGUUCCUAUAUGCUCUGGUAGUCUGGUUUGAAGUUGCUGAGAGAGUUGGAUGCUCUUACAAUCCGUUUUUAUGAGUUUCCAUUGGAGGUGUUAGAACUAGUUCAGUUGAGGUACCUUGCUCUCACUUUGAACGGAGAACUCCCUGUUUCCAUAUCCCGACUCUCAAACCUUCAGUUCUUGAUUGUGGGUUCCCAUUUGAGCAUCAAAUCUUGCAGAGGGCCAUCGUUUUUGCCAGUGGAGAUAUGGAGCAUGAAGGAAAUAAAGCAUAUUGAUGUCAUGUAUAGUGAUAUACCCAAUCCUUGUGGUGCUUCAUUGGAAAGUUUACUCACACUUUCAAAUGUGAGUGCUCAUAGCUGUAGUGAGGAAGUUUUUAAAGCAAUUCCUAAGUUGGAGAAACUUGGGAUUCGGAUUGAAUUAGCAUAUGAUGAUGAUGUUAAACUCUUGAGCUCCCUUAACCAAGUUUCAAAUCUAAAAGAACUACGAUCACUUAAAUGUGUGAUCGUGAGUCCUGAGAUAGUCCCUUCUCCGCUUGCUCCACUUCCGAACUUCCCAUCAACGUUGAGGAAAUUGAGUUUGAGUGGGUUGGGAUAUCCGUGGGAAGAAAUGAGCAAGAUGGCGUUGUUGCUGAGUCUUACAGUGCUCAAGUUGCAAAACUAUGCUUUUCAAGGAGUUAAGUGGGAAGCGAGGGAAAAAUUCUGGUCCCUUCAAUCUCUUGUGAUUGAAGACAGUGAUCUGGUGGAAUGGAAAGUUGGAAGUGAGAGCAUGAAAUCACUUAAAAGGCUAAGCCUAAAGCACUGCUACAACUUGGAAAAUAUUGAGUGGGAAUAUGGAAGGUCGCCUGAUAGGAUUCAUUGGGCUUGUAAAGAUUCACUUAGAAAGAUUGAAAUGGUUGACUGCAAUCCUUUAGGGGCAGAGGAAAUGAACAAGGCUUUACCAAGAUGGAAGAAAGAUGCAUUAGCUGUCCAUUGUUCAUGGGAUGAUACGAAGCGCAAGAAAUGAAUAUUAGGUGUGUGAAAGCCUACCUCCAUGAGAAUUUUGUAAAGGUGUAUUACAUGAUACAUGAACAUUAGUGAGAUUGGAAGGCGAGAAAAGAAAAAAGAAAAAUGGACGACGCCCACCCCAACCCCAGCCCAAGCCGGAUUCAAUAUUUGGAAUGGAAUCAUGGAUCAUGUCUCUCAACAGAUUCCAGCGCAAGGAUCAUAUUGCCAAAUUUCUACACAUGUGACAUGCGCCCAUAAGAAAGCUAGCACUUUGCAGAAUAGGUUUUUUUUUUUUUUCUACCUUAAGCAAUGCUAAAAUGUCUCACAUGUUUAUAAUCUAUACUAGUGUUGCCCCCGUGCUUUCGCACGGGCAAUACGUUAUAUAUAUAUAUGCACCAAAAGUUUGAUGUCCUACUA
Salvia miltiorrhiza (redroot sage) is the source of this 6968-nucleotide messenger RNA. Its product is annotated as putative late blight resistance protein homolog R1C-3. The coding region runs from base 288 to 3173 and encodes 961 amino acids. Lineage: Eukaryota; Viridiplantae; Streptophyta; Magnoliopsida; Lamiales; Lamiaceae. The transcript is spliced from 2 exons. The record is from RefSeq and is a predicted model, not a curated record. Gene Ontology annotation, biological process: defense response to other organism. Gene Ontology annotation, molecular function: ADP binding.